GCGAAUGGAACGCUGGGAGCCGUGACGUGUCCCUCAGGCCGCCGCCCUCCCGGCUCAAACUAUAUAAAGGGCGCCGCUCUCGGCUUCUGCCUUUUUCGCUACGGGUUUGCCGCUGCUUCAGAGGUGCUUUAUCUGAAGAGCAAGAGAACCAUCUACUAACAUUCCAAAAUGGGAAAGGAAAAGACCCACAUCAACAUCGUUGUCAUCGGACACGUCGACUCUGGCAAGUCCACCACCACCGGUCACCUGAUUUACAAAUGUGGUGGAAUUGAUAAGAGGACCAUUGAGAAGUUUGAGAAGGAAGCUGCUGAGAUGGGUAAGGGCUCCUUCAAGUAUGCCUGGGUGUUGGACAAGCUGAAGGCAGAACGUGAACGUGGUAUCACCAUUGAUAUUUCUCUUUGGAAGUUUGAAACAAGCAAAUACUACGUCACUAUCAUUGAUGCCCCUGGACACAGAGACUUCAUCAAAAACAUGAUUACUGGUACCUCCCAGGCCGACUGUGCUGUCCUGAUUGUUGCGGCUGGUGUUGGUGAAUUUGAAGCAGGUAUCUCCAAGAACGGGCAGACCCGUGAGCAUGCCCUUCUGGCAUAUACACUGGGUGUAAAACAGCUCAUCGUUGGUGUUAACAAAAUGGAUUCCACCGAGCCACCUUACAGCCAGAAGAGAUACGAGGAAAUUGUCAAAGAAGUCAGCACAUACAUCAAGAAAAUUGGUUACAAUCCUGAUACAGUGGCUUUUGUGCCAAUUUCUGGCUGGAAUGGAGACAACAUGUUGGAGCCCAGCUCUAAUAUGCCCUGGUUUAAGGGAUGGAAAGUGACCCGUAAGGAUGGCAAUGCUAGCGGAACUACACUGCUGGAAGCUCUGGAUUCUAUCUUGCCACCAACUCGUCCAACUGACAAGCCACUGCGUCUGCCACUUCAGGAUGUCUACAAAAUUGGUGGGAUUGGUACCGUUCCAGUUGGUCGUGUGGAAACUGGUAUCCUGAAACCAGGCAUGGUUGUAACAUUUGCCCCAGUUAAUGUUACAACUGAAGUAAAAUCUGUGGAGAUGCACCAUGAAGCUCUGAGUGAAGCUCUGCCUGGUGACAAUGUUGGCUUCAACGUAAAGAACGUGUCUGUUAAAGAUGUCCGUCGUGGUAAUGUUGCUGGCGACAGCAAAAAUGAUCCACCAAUGGAAGCUGCUGGGUUCACAGCACAGGUUAUCAUUUUGAAUCAUCCUGGCCAAAUUAGUGCUGGCUAUGCCCCUGUGCUGGAUUGCCACACUGCUCAUAUUGCCUGCAAGUUUGCUGAGCUGAAGGAGAAGAUUGAUCGUCGUUCUGGUAAGAAGCUGGAAGAUGGUCCCAAAUUCCUGAAAUCUGGAGAUGCUGCCAUCGUUGACAUGAUUCCAGGGAAGCCCAUGUGUGUGGAGAGCUUCUCUGACUAUCCUCCUCUGGGUCGCUUUGCUGUGCGUGAUAUGAGACAGACCGUUGCUGUUGGUGUCAUCAAGGCUGUCGACAAGAAAGCAGCUGGUGCUGGCAAGGUCACAAAGUCUGCCCAGAAAGCUCAGAAGGCUAAAUGAAAAUUCUGUACAUCUGCCACCCCAGUCUUAAUCAGUGGUGGAAGCAUGGUCUCAGAACUGUUUGUCUCAAUUGGCCAUUUAAGUUUAAUAGUAAAAGACUGGUUAAUGAUUACAAUGCAUCGUAAAAGCUUCAGAAGGAAAGGAAUGUUUGUGGACCAUUUGUUUCGUGGCAGUUCUUAAGUUAUUAGUUUUUAAAAUCAGUAACCUUUUUUAAAUGGAAACAACUUGACCAAAAUCUGUCACAAAUUUUGAGACCAUUAAAACAAAGUUUAAUGCAAA
This is a messenger RNA of Podarcis raffonei (Aeolian wall lizard), 1836 nucleotides long. It is a transcript of the gene EEF1A1, whose product is annotated as eukaryotic translation elongation factor 1 alpha 1. Bases 169 to 1557 code for a protein of 462 amino acids. The transcript has 8 exons. Gene Ontology annotation, molecular function: GTP binding; GTPase activity; translation elongation factor activity. Gene Ontology annotation, biological process: translational elongation; translation. NCBI's taxonomy places the organism in Eukaryota, Metazoa, Chordata, Lepidosauria, Squamata, Lacertidae. The record is from RefSeq and is a predicted model, not a curated record.